This is a messenger RNA of Trichoderma gamsii, 2469 nucleotides long. RefSeq lists its product as hypothetical. Gene Ontology annotation, cellular component: plasma membrane. Lineage: Eukaryota; Fungi; Ascomycota; Sordariomycetes; Hypocreales; Hypocreaceae. Gene Ontology annotation, biological process: actin cortical patch localization. The record is from RefSeq and is a predicted model, not a curated record. The transcript has 3 exons. The coding region runs from base 1 to 2469 and encodes 822 amino acids.
AUGGCGGCGGCUCUUCCCUACGCCUCUCGUUCAAACGGUGCAAGCAGCUCAAACGUCUCGCUGCCUCAUCACCGCCGAACCUCGCUCUCCUCAUUUCCCCCGUCGCGGUCUCCAUCGCAAAUGUCCUUCCAUUCGCGCCCAUCAAAGUCACCGCAGCCCCCCAUGGCCGAAACAGACCGGACUUCGGACCCGAGCAUGAAGUCCAAAGCUUCUUCCAUCGGGCCAUCUUCACAGCACUCAUCUCUCUCGGCAGCACGCCGAACGAACGAAGGGUCGUACCCACAGAAGCGAGUUCGAUCACAAUACCCUCGUGGAUCAGACGCCAGCCACGUCGAGUACAUCUUGGUGGCGUCGUUUGAUAUUGACCGUGGUCCGGUCAUGGAGCAUCAAUAUCCCGUUGCCAUCACUGGAGAUGAGAACAUGCUGGCUGAGCUGAUGCUUCCAGAUCAGGCUCACGCGCGAACUCAGGAUUGGACCAUGUUCUUCCUCCAUAAGGAUUCAUCGCCGGAAGACGAAGACGAAGAACGCAAGGCUAAAGCAAGGAGGAAAGCUCGAAGGCAGAGGCGCCGAGAUAAAGAAGCGGGGCUGGUCCCUGAGGGCGAGACUGAAUCUGAAGAAGAUUCGGAGGGGAGCGAAGAUGAUUUGGAUGAAGAGGAGGACGAGUCGUCAGAUGACGAGCCAGACGGCGGAGAGGGUCCGCCACUUAUCUAUGUGCUCAACUUGGUCAAUACCAAGCACGAUAAAACAGUGAAACGAGGAGCCAUUGUCAAGGCCAUGGCCAUUUGUACGAGGCAUCCCUUCUUGCAUAUAUACAAGCCGCUUCUACUCCUCGCAUUAGAAGAGUAUUAUAAAUCCCCAGUGCCUGAGACUCUAUCCAUGUUGUAUGAUGCGGUCAAUAACAUGGAUUUGUCUCUUAUGCCCAAGCUUAGCCUGCUUGAGAGAAACCUGCUGCUUGCAAGCGACAACAAAGAUUUGUUUGUUGAAAAGUUUGAGCGUAUAAUUCAGAUGCGUAUGGCAGAGGAAAGAGCCGAAACCGCCACCGAGGGAUCAAACGAGGUGACUGGCGGCAUCUCGCGGGCCGGUACCAAGGCUCACGUCGAGGGCGGCGGGCAGUCGACUUAUUCCGUGGCCAGAGAUACCCACGAAUUUGAGAGCAAGGUCAUGUACAAGGGCAUUCCUAUUCCUAUCAAAGUACCCACCGCUGUCAUGCCAGAGACGGUGGGCGACUUCUCGCUCAUUAAGUUGAUACAAAACUUUUCAGAGGCUCAUGCCAAGUCUCCGCAACCGUUUCCGCUACAUCCCCAUCUGACGACGAACGGAGUCAAUACGCAUCCCAUUAUUGUGCUGAUCAACGGGCUACUCACCCAGAAAAGAGUCAUUUUCCUGGGCCACAAUAUGCCUUCUGGGGAUGUGGCUGAAGCGGUCCUUGCAGCGUGUGCCCUUGCAUCUGGUGGCAUCCUCCGGGGAUUCACCCGACAUGCCUUCCCCUAUACCGAUCUGACCAAAGUCGAAGAUCUGCUCAACGUGCCAGGAUUCAUUGCUGGCGUUACCAAUCCUACCUUUGAGCUUCACCCGGAAUGGUGGGACGUCCUGUGCGAUUUGCCCAGCGGCCGCAUCAAGAUUAGUAGCAAGAUUGAGAUGGCGCCAGUUACUGAAGGGCUGAUCUACUUUCAGCAGCAGCAUCCCAGUCUUGCAAACACUGCCAGCGGAGUCUCCAAUAAUGCGCAGGACUUGACGGGUGACGCGGCCUUUAUGUCGGACAUUCUUAGGAGCAUUGCGGCAAGGCACGGCGAGCGGGUUAUCCGGGCUAAGUGGCGCGACUGGGUAAACCGAUUUACGAGAAUUGCGGCCCAGUUUGAAGAGAGUGUUUACAGCGCAUCUGCUCUGUAUAUCGGAGGCCAAGACCAGGACCUGGCGUUGCCGGGGGCCAGUGGCCACGGAUACGUGUGGGCAGAUGAUACUGCAAAAUUCAAGGAGCUGGCCGGCAAUGUGACGAGAAUUGAGGGCUGGCGUAACACACGCAGCUACUAUAGCUAUAUCCAGGACCUCGCACGGAUAUACACUGUUCGUCCGUUGAAGGGACUAGACUUGGCUCACAUGCAUGACCGUCUUCGCAUGCAGCGCCUAACGCCUUCACAGAGCAAGGACAUUUACCUCACGCUAUCCAAGCAUAUACACUCCUACGAGGAGGUAUGCCUGCUUCUAGACGUAGCGCCCGAGUCGCACGCAGGGCUGUUCUACAUUGCGCUGGGCCUCUUUCACAAGGACCGCGAAGUGCGCAUCAAGACGGCUGACUUGCUCGAGCGAAUAUCCGAUCAUGAAGCUGGUCAGCACUGGUGGAAGAGCCUCAGCCAGUUUGAGAAGCUGGCGUAUAAGCGGAUCCGUCGCGAGGCUGAGACGGAGAUGAAGUUUAAGGCGGAGAAGGAAGGGCUUGUUUUGAGUCCUGUCAUGGAGAAGAUGAUUAGCUGA